AUGGCAUCAGAGGCACUGUGCAAAGUGGGAGAUGGGGAGGAGGCCCUGCUAAAGAAAGAAAACCUCAACAUAAUGAAUGCAGUCGAUCAACUGCCAAAGCCCUUUCCAAACCCCAAGUCUAUGAACCGGACCAUCACCACCAAAGGACUCCCACUUUCCUUAAGAGGCAGUUUGGUUAACCUGGAGGACGAUACCAUCAAUCUACCCUGCAAGAAGUGGAUACCGGUGGGGGAUUCUGAAUGCAGCUCUGAUGACACCAGCAUCUCCCACGUCUCAUCCACCUUGUCAACUCCCAUCAAACUGGCCGUGACCCAGCCCAACAGCACCUUCUUUGCAGGGAUGUUGGAGAGUGAGCUGAACAAACUCAGCAUUCCCUCACCGGCCAAGGAUACCGAAAAGGGGAAUCUGGCUCUCUGCCCCCACCAGUCUAAGUCCAAAAUAACCUCUGGGAGCCUGCUGAACCUUGACAUCUGUGAGCAGGACACAGACACCUCCUCCAUGCUCUCGGAAUCCUCUGUGGUCAUGAACGUGCCGGAGGCCCCCUUCAUCUGUGAACACACCGUCAGCGAUUCCACAGCUGUGAUUUCCUGGACCUAUUCCUUGGGCAAGCAGCAGAUCAGUUUCUACCAGGUCCUGUUACAGGAGGUGGACAGGAAAAAUGAUGAGCUGCCCAAGGCAAAGAAUCAUCCAUGGAUCUUCAACAAGAUCUUGGGCACCACUGUCAAGCUGAUGGAGCUGAAGCCCAACACAACUUACUGCCUCACUGUCCGUGCAGCCAACACAGCUGGGGUGGGAAAGUGGUGCAAGCCGUACAAAUUUGCAACAGUGGCCACUGACUUCAACGGCUUUCCUGAGAACAACCCCAUCCAGAUCACCGUGCAGCGCAGGGAACCCCAACGGAAAACCGUGUCCAUUGCGCUGGAGGAGAUGCGGAGGCUAGAGGAUCUGGAAUACCUAUUUCCCUACUAA
Molecule: messenger RNA, 969 nt
Organism: Cynocephalus volans (Philippine flying lemur)
Lineage: Eukaryota; Metazoa; Chordata; Mammalia; Dermoptera; Cynocephalidae
Gene: FNDC8
Product: fibronectin type III domain containing 8
Exons: 4
Coding region: 1-969 (322 amino acids)
Cellular component (GO): nucleus
Molecular function (GO): protein binding
Source: RefSeq, a predicted model, not a curated record